Molecule: messenger RNA, 1446 nt
Organism: Cynocephalus volans (Philippine flying lemur)
Lineage: Eukaryota; Metazoa; Chordata; Mammalia; Dermoptera; Cynocephalidae
Gene: CFL2
Product: cofilin 2
Exons: 4
Coding region: 106-606 (166 amino acids)
Biological process (GO): actin filament severing; actin filament fragmentation
Cellular component (GO): actin cytoskeleton; actin cortical patch; cytoplasm
Molecular function (GO): actin filament binding
Source: RefSeq, a predicted model, not a curated record
CGUGCCCCGCACUCGCCGCUGCCCGCCUGCCGCCCCUCCUUCUUCUCCUCCCAGUGCCACAGAGCCGGAGCCCGAGCCGCCGCCGCAGCCACAGCCGCGGGCACUAUGGCUUCUGGAGUUACAGUGAAUGAUGAAGUCAUCAAAGUUUUUAAUGAUAUGAAAGUAAGGAAAUCUUCUACACAAGAGGAGAUCAAAAAAAGAAAGAAAGCAGUUCUUUUCUGUUUAAGCGAUGACAAAAGACAAAUAAUUGUAGAGGAAGCAAAGCAGAUCUUGGUGGGUGACAUUGGUGAUACUGUAGAGGACCCCUACACAUCUUUUGUGAAGUUGCUACCUCUGAAUGAUUGCCGAUAUGCUUUGUACGAUGCCACAUACGAAACAAAAGAGUCUAAGAAAGAAGACCUAGUAUUUAUAUUCUGGGCUCCUGAAAGUGCACCUUUAAAAAGCAAGAUGAUUUAUGCUAGUUCUAAAGAUGCCAUUAAAAAGAAGUUUACAGGUAUUAAACAUGAGUGGCAAGUAAAUGGCUUGGAUGACAUUAAGGACCGUUCGACACUUGGAGAGAAAUUGGGAGGCAAUGUAGUAGUUUCACUUGAAGGAAAACCAUUAUAAAAUGACAGUCAAGUGCCAUCUGGAUCUUAAGGAGCUUCCAUUACUCCAUUGGAAUAGUAUUAGGUUUUGUUGUUGUUGUUUUUUUCCCUUUCCACUGGGCCCUUCCAACACAGUGAAUGAAAGAUAUCAUUCAUUUCAGCAGCCUAUCAGUGAUUGCCAUUAGACUGUUGAAUACUGUUGUUUUUAUGUAGAACCCAAGGAAUGCCUUCCCAUCAUAUUUUAGCCAAAACAACUGGUUAUAUGCCUCCCUUGCAGCAAGCACUACAAUGAAUGCGAUUGUCAAUGUGAAUAGCUUAGAAUACUGCAAAGGGUAAUCUAAUUGAAUGCCUUGAAAGUAUUAUCCACUGGUCAGAUGGUCAACUUUUUUCAGUAUUAUUUAUAGUUGCACUUGAUUACAGUUCUGUGAGGCUCGAGCAUUUCUACACCUCACCUGCCUUGGCAAGCCUAUUUUUGUGACAUGGCAGCACGGAUAUAACACUAUGCAUUAAAAGCACUUUUUGUAAUGAGUUUAAUCCCCCCAAAAGAAUGCCAAUUGUUUUGUUAACUGUGUCAUCAAUUUAUCCUAGUACCUCAGUGUUCAUUCCUGUUACCUGCAUAUCUUCUUAAAAGAAAUAGCUAUUAUUGAUGCCUUUUUGUAUCCCAUUGAGUGUACACUACUGAGUAAAUGUAGGAGUUUUAUGUUUACCAUGUCAGUCUUGCAACACUAAAGAUAUUUUGAAUAUCAGUCAUGAUGGCAAUUUCUGUAUAAAAGAGCCUUAAAUGGAGCAUUGUUUUGAGAUCAAACUCCCCACCCUCACGAAAAUGGCCACGUUGCAAUAAAAAUUGUGGCAUGUUAUAGAA